AUGGCCGUGGAUUUCGAGGGCGUAGAGUUGCAUCGAGAAGGAAAGCUGUGCCUGGUUCAGAUGACCUUGAGUGACCGCCCCAAUCUCGUCUAUGUCUUGGACGUCUUCGUUCUGCACAAUGCCUUGCUCAUGCAGACACCCCGGGGCACGUCUAUGAAAGACAUGCUGGAGAAUGACCAGGUGCUCAAGGUGUGGUUCGAUCCUCGCAAUGACGUGGACGCCUUGUUCCACCAAUUUGGCAUCCAGCCAAGCAACAUCUUUGACUUGCAGUUGGCAGAGGUUGCCGGCCGAAGAUCCAAGGGCCUCACUGUGAAGUAUGUGCAGAGCCUUCAGAAGUGCCUCUCGGCCUGCGAUCGCUUGGAGCAGCAUCAGAAAAGCUUUGCGGAGCGCAUCAACCUCAGUGGCAAGGAGCUCUUUGAGCCCUCUAUGGGCGGAGCAUACAGCAUUUUUACGAUUCGUCCGCUUCGAGAUCAGAUCCUCAUCUAUGCUGCCCACGACUCCAGAUACAUGCAGGUGCUUUACGAAUCCUACAUUCAGAAUCUCGACUCUGAGUGGUUCCAACGCGUCAUGCUGGGCAGCUCUGAAAGAGCGAAUUGGUGGUACGGAGCGUACGUGCGUCCCUCGUCAGACGCACCAGAUUUUUAA
Messenger RNA from Effrenium voratum, 645 nucleotides. NCBI's taxonomy places the organism in Eukaryota, Dinophyceae, Suessiales, Symbiodiniaceae. The record is from the annotation of a GenBank genome assembly.